Messenger RNA from Eurytemora carolleeae, 2500 nucleotides. It is a transcript of the gene Plekhm1, whose product is annotated as pleckstrin homology domain-containing family M member 1. The record is from RefSeq and is a predicted model, not a curated record. Lineage: Eukaryota; Metazoa; Arthropoda; Copepoda; Calanoida; Temoridae. The transcript is spliced from 13 exons. Bases 29 to 2485 code for a protein of 818 amino acids.
UUUCAAAAAGAGAAAAUGCUAAGACGCCAUGUUCGGUGGCCGGAAAAAGAAAUCGUCGACGGCUGAUCUAGCUAAGGAAUCGGCAAUUAAAACUCAGAUAUUAGAUGACCUGAAGGAGAGUGUAAAGGUACUUCAGCAUGAAAAUAAGAAUAAAACAGAUCCUCUUCUUCUUAACGAGUCUACAGCUAGGUUCUGCUCCGUCCUUGAGGCAAUAUUCUUGCAUGGGUUGAAAGAAACUUUCCUGGGCCGGUUAUCUCGGUGGGGAGGUGGAGAACUCUCACCUAGGCUUCCACAACCCUCAUUUUGGACAUUUGCGUUAGUUUUCAGUCAUAAACAGGUGAUCAGUGCUGUGGAGAAAUAUUCGCAGAUAAACUCUGAGGUUGGAAGAUCCAGAGCUUGGCUUCGACUAGCACUUAACGAUGGACUACUGGAAAGCUAUCUAGCACCUAUGUCCCAGGAUAAAGUGUCCCUAUCUGUUCACUAUGAGAGCUAUGCAUUCCUACGGGACUCGGAGAAAAUGGAUCUUGUUGUUCGAUAUAUUUCUGGAAUUCAGGUUUUAUCCUUCUCUCUUCCAACCAAUGUUUCAAUGCUCAACAGAUGGUUACCGGAACCUCUCGUUAUGGCUGGGCUAUGGACGAGCACCUUGCAACCGCUUACAGACAUGGCUGCCGUCGACGCGGCCGAAUUGGCGGAGGAAACUCCACCCCAGCCGAUUUUUAUCCGUAAUUUGUCCCAGCCCGUCACAAACCAAAGUUUCGUCCAGCUUGGACUGAUCAACGAGGAUGAAGCUCUUCGACUUAUCCUGCAGUCAACCCCGGUCAGUCUUCCCACAUUCCCGGAGCCGUUAUCAAGGAACCUAUCUCCUACGCCGUCCAACCUGCAAUCCUACUCAUCCUCCAGAGCUUCAUCUCCGGCUCCUGGUUCCCAGUCUUCCCGAGCACAGUCUCCUGUAUCUAGAGGAGUAUCUCCAGGACCUGGACCAGUAUCAGCAGGACAAACUACCAUGGUUACUCAGGUUCUCCGUGGGACGACUGUAGUGCAUCCUGAAGCUCUGACGAGACUGGUUCACGGUCAUGAUAAUUAUGAAGCUGUUCCAGAACUGGAAAAAUCUCCCGAACCAGCCGAAGAUGAACAGGAUUUAGAUUUCUACAAUACAACCCAGCCCGAGUUUUAUCUUGGUCAACCUGAGCUUGAUGAAGCACAAGAACAAGGGGAGGAGAAGGUUCCGCAUUCUACGGGAGCAGGUUCUACUAAAGAUAAACCUUGUUUACCUCCUCUGGACCCUGAUAUACGUGAAGGUUCGGCGGAGUCUCAAAUUUCCAGCGGAGAUAUCGUGUCCACUCCAAGUAUGGAGUGGGACGAGGAACGAACUGUCCCUGCUCCAGAUGCAGUUAAUACAGUGCGGGACGACAUUUUACUCCAGGAGGGCCCGAAGCACUCUACCCCUGAACCAGACUUGGAACAGGAUAGUGUAGAUUCAAAUGAUUCCAGCUGCACUUGCUCUACUGAAGGACCCAGGGCCAGCUGUACUCAAUGUUCCAAUACUUCGCCAAAAACUAGAGUUUCCCUGAGUGAAUUUGUGGAACCUGAUCCGAGCAGCUUAGAUCUUAUUGGACUAGACGGAGAGAGAAAUAAGAGAAAACUACUUCAUAAAAUAGGAUUCAGGACUAAACCUGUUGUGUCUCUGCCAGAGUUUGCUCUGCAUAGGAAUCUAGAACUAGUUUCCUGCUUAGAUAUUAUACCUAGAGAACUAGGACUAGAUACUCAGGACUGGAGGUGUAUAGAUUGUACUAAAGCUAUCGGAGCUCUGUUCGGAAACGGAAAAGUCUGUUCCUUUACAAAGAAACAUUACUGUGAAGAUUGUCACGAAGACGACCUGUCCAUUAUCCCACCCCGUCUCAUCUACAACUGGGAUGCUAAACUGUAUCCUGUAUCAAAAUCAUCAUUUAGAUUUAUAAACAAAUUCAAGACAAUGCCUGUGAUACACUUGAGAACAUUCAACCCUGCUCUUUCGGAGUUCGUCCCUUCGCUGGAGAAAUGUAAACGACGGCGGAAGCAGUUGAUUUAUCUGCUGGCGUAUAUAUCCGCCUGUCCUAGGGCGGAGGAGGGAAACCUCAGGAGUAAACUAAUGGACGUGUUGGGGAAGAGAGAGUAUCUUCUUCAGGACACGGAGACCUUUUCCGUCCAGGACCUGGUGGAGAUACAGGCCGGGGAGUUGGACGGGAUGAUGCAGCGUGGAGUGCUCUUCUGCAUGGUUCAUGUGGACUCUUGUCUAAUCUGCGCUGGUCGGGGAUUCAUUUGCGAGAUUUGUGAGGAUAAACGUCCCGUGUAUCCCUUUAACCUUGACUCAACCAGCCAGUGCCAGGACUGCUGUACUGUAUUCCACUCCUCCUGUGCGCUAACACUACAGGAAUGUCCCAGGUAUAGAUUGACCGCCAUCAAUUAUAUUCUCAGAUACGAUCAUGACCAUUUUAAAGAGGGAUAAAAAUCGAUCUGAAAU